UCUGGUAGCGGACUGAUCGUCGUUGAAAAACAAAACAUAAUGUUUAUUGUUUCCUCUAUCAUUAGGAACCUAAAAUUUUUAAAUGUCUUAAAAUUUUGAAACUUCAAAAUUCUCAUUUAUUUACGAUAUUAUUUUUCAAUUUAUGUAAAACGUAAUAUUUAAUUUAUUAACUUUUUUUUUUAUUUGACAGUGUCUAAUGUAGAAUUAAAUUUAAAUAAUCGCAAUGAGUGAAUUUAAACCCCAUCAUUUGGUUAAAGAAUUAAUUGAAUUAUUGGGAUCUUCUGCUGCACCAGAAAAAUAUGUGGAAAAAAUUCACAAGGAAGCAACAAAUUCUCCUUCAACAUUGAAUCCAGUAAUUACACAAAGUUGUAUACGUCAGGUUGCUAAAAAUGCUCCUAAUCCAGAAUUGUUCCUUCAAAAAUAUGAGGAACUUAAAUCAAAAAAGGUGGAUUUAUUGGGACCUUUCACUCAACUUUUGCAAUUUAUAACUCUUGAUGAGGAUUUAAAAGAAUCUUUAGCAAAAGUAAAAUUGAGCUCAACAACUACACCUUCAUCAAAAUCAAUCACAGAAGAUGAUUUAUCAAAGAUUCGUAAAAGUGUUAUUAAAGCGGCAGUUGAAGGUGAAAAAAAAUUCAACAGACAUGUUGGGGCUAUUAGUAGACACAGUGAUCAAUCAAUUGCAAGACCAAAUUGGAUUAUUGAAAGACCGCGGAUUUCUUGGGAUUUUCACAACGAUAUGUCCAUUGUUCCUUGUCAAAAGGCUGUACCCAUUGUUUCACAAGAAUCAGUUUUACUCUGGGAUCUUUUGAACUGUUUAAAAGGAAUUGAUGGAACUUACAUAGUUUCAGAAUCGUUAAAAAGUCAAUAUGAUGCAGUUGUUUUUAAAAUAUCGCCUGAUGUUGGUAUUUCAUUCAGACAAUUGACCCAACAAAUUUUACCAUUAGCCUCAUAUUAUUCAAUCACUGUUCGAUUUAUUGAGGAAAAAGAUUUACCAGAUUCUGGUCAAGUGAAUCAUGCUUUAAGAAGUGCAUUGCGAUGUUUAUUGAAAGAUUACUUGAUGUUCCUUGUACAAUUAGAAAUGGAGCACAGACGUGGAAAACUUAAUUUACAAAAAAUGUGGUUCUAUAUUCAACCUACAAUGGCAACAAUGUCAAUUCUCUCACAAAUUACAUCGACAAUUUGUAAAGCAAAUGCUAGAGGUGGUAAAGUUUUAAGUUUACUUCAUGAACAGGCAAAUUCUAUGAGCGGAGACGCAAAAUGUAAAGAGCUUUGUUUAUUUUUAAUAAAAGAAGCAAGUGUUCCUUAUAUGAAAAUGCUGGAAAAAUGGGUGUAUAAAGGUGUUAUUUACGAUCCAUAUCAAGAGUUUCUUGUGGAAGAUAAUGAACUUAUCCAAAGAGAAGAACUUCCAAUGGAUUAUUCAGCGGAUUAUUGGGAAAAGAGAUAUACAAUGAGGCCUGAUAGAAUUCCAAUUUUUCUCAAUGAGCUUGCACAAACAAUUCUCAGGACGGGAAAAUACUUCAAUGUCAUUAGGCAAUGUGGAAAAACUGUUCAAUAUGGAAAGCAAGAACCUCUGGUUUAUCAACAUCGAGAUCAAAAGUACAUCACUAUUAUUGAUAGAGCUUAUUCUGAAGCGGCAAGAACAUUAUUGGAAGUUCUUAUUCAAGAAAAUGAUUUAAUGGGACGACUUCGAAGUAUAAAAAGUUAUUUUCUUCUCGCUCAAGGGGAUUUUGUUGUUCAAUUUAUGAAUCUUUGUGAAGCAGAAUUAAGCAAAAAUAUGGAUGACAUUGUAAUUCAUCGAUUGGCUUCGCUUCUUGAAAUUGCAUUACGUUUGUCGACUGCAGAUUCUGAUCCUUAUAAAGAUGAUUUAAAACCAGAAUUACUUCCUUAUGAUCUUCAAUAUCAAAUGUUUAGGAUACUGUUAAUUCAAACAAGCGAGGAAAAAGAAUUUUGUAUGCAAACAGAUAAAGUGCUGAGUGGAUUAGAGGCGUUUGUCUUUAAUUACGAUUUAAAGUGGCCAGUUUCAUUGGUUAUCAACAGAAAAGCUAUAGCUUGUUAUCAAAUGCUAUUUAGACAUUUAUUCUAUUGCAAACACGUCGAGAGACUUCUCUGCAGAGUGUGGAUCAGUAACAAAAUUGCGAAGACUUUUACUCAUGAGGCAGCAAUGGCGUAUCGACAAGCUUUUUCUGUUAGGCAGCGAAUGUUGGACUGCAUUCAACAUUUGGAAUAUUAUAUGAUGGUCGAAGUAAUUGAACCUAACUGGCAUUUAUUUUUAAAUAAAAUGAGCAAAGUCACUAAUGUUGAUGAUGUAUUAAGUGUACAUCAAGAUCUGCAAGACAGUUGUUUGAGGGAAUGUAUGCUCACUGAUCCUGAUUUGUUAACUUGCAUAACUGGAAUAUGCGCUACUUGUGUGGAAUUUUGUGAAUUUAUGCAGCAUAUGAGCCGCUACUUUGUCGAUGCUGAAUUGACUUCGAUGAUGGGUUCCUGCCAUGAUGACACCUCUGAACCUGAGAUGGAUAUGAGUAUAUCUUCAAGUGCAGAUGGAACAAGUUUUGAAGAGAAAAUUAGUUUUCUUGACAAUAAAUUUACUGAGGUGCUGAUACGACUUUUAGAAAGAAUUUGUGACAUUGGCUGCGAUAAUAAUAACGAGAAAUUGCGCAAUGUAUUAUGCCGGUUGGACUUUAAUCAGUUUUAUGUACAAAAAAUAGCUGCUCGAGAUACAAGAAAGAGAACUUCUCAAGAUAUUUCGGGAUAAAAGUAAUGUCUAAUUUUUGCUUUGCAUAAGAAAUGCAAAAAGGCUAUAUUCAUUGAUCGUUGUUUUAUGAGAUCAUAUAUAAUGUUAACAUAUUACUUUUAAACAGUUGUGAUCUUUUUUUCCCUUUUUUUUGUAGUUCCACAAGUAAAAUCAUGUUUGAAAAAAUUACAAUUUAAAUUUAUAUAUAGUUUUUUUUUUACUAAAAUUUGUAAAUGUAAUUUAGUUGAUAAACAGAGCUGAAAUAUGAAAUCUGUUAACGGGAUUUAGUAACAAAUAUAAAAUGCUUCUGAUCCAAACUAAAUGAUAAACACCUAAAGGACCAACAGAGAGGACAGCUUUCUUCUGUUCUUCGCAUAAAACUGUAUGUUUAUCUGUAUUAAUUUUUACAAAAAAUAAAAGAAUUAAUAGUUUUGUAUAUGAUGAGAAUUUAAGUGUAAACAGUUUGGAGAUUCAUGAAAUGUUUUUCUCCUUCGAAGAUUGAUUAUAUGUUUUAAAAUAUUUAAAUGAAUUGUAGCAUAGCGCUGUAUAAAAAAAUUAACCUCACAAUUAUCAUAACAAAAUAAAUUUAAUGUGAUUAACAUCAAAUAUGGUUAGGAUAUUUUUCAAUAAAAUUAAAUGUAAAUAAAUAAAAUUGUGAUCGGAUUACGUUACGUUCGUUUUCUUCAAAUUAGUACAAAAACUGCGAUAUUUAUAAAUCGAUAACAAAUAAUAGAUAUAACUCAUCCAUUUAGAUUGGCGAUAACAUCUGAAAUGUCUAUAUUUUGCAGAAUCAAUCAAAGAAUGUAGAUCUGGUCUAAAGCUUCUGUGCAUGUAGAACGACAAAAUGUUAUUUAUUACCUAAAAGUACAUGUCUAGAACUUUAA
Messenger RNA from Leptopilina boulardi, 3615 nucleotides. RefSeq names its product gamma-tubulin complex component 2-like. Gene Ontology annotation, molecular function: gamma-tubulin binding; microtubule minus-end binding. Lineage: Eukaryota; Metazoa; Arthropoda; Insecta; Hymenoptera; Figitidae. The transcript is spliced from 16 exons. Bases 224 to 2752 code for a protein of 842 amino acids. The record is from RefSeq and is a predicted model, not a curated record. Gene Ontology annotation, biological process: meiotic cell cycle; mitotic cell cycle; cytoplasmic microtubule organization. Gene Ontology annotation, cellular component: spindle pole; centrosome; gamma-tubulin small complex.